Messenger RNA from Chaetomium fimeti, 2264 nucleotides. RefSeq names its product FMN-dependent dehydrogenase-domain-containing protein. Bases 332 to 1840 code for a protein of 502 amino acids. The record is from RefSeq and is a predicted model, not a curated record. The transcript has 5 exons. Gene Ontology annotation, molecular function: heme binding; L-lactate dehydrogenase (cytochrome) activity. Gene Ontology annotation, biological process: lactate metabolic process. NCBI's taxonomy places the organism in Eukaryota, Fungi, Ascomycota, Sordariomycetes, Sordariales, Chaetomiaceae.
GAUGUUCCCGAGAAUGAAUUGUGUAUUCAAUCUUGUCCCUGACUACCGAACCACCGAACUACCGAUAUUCUCAAUUGAUCUCCUUCACGCCACCCUGAUGAAACGACCGGCUUCUCUUCUCCUCGAUUCACUUGCUCCUCAACAUUAAUCUCAUGUAUCCAUUCCCAAGAGUUAUGUUUACCUAAUUUGAAGCUAUUGGGGGAACUAGCAAGCACCGCGUGCAGAUUACACAGUACACACCGCUCACGUAACACACUCCGUCAUCUCUCGCUUCUUGACAUCGAAUUCAUCCCAAUAUCUUUAGAACCGGCCGUUUCGGAGACCGUUCAAAAUGGCGCAGUUAACAGGAGUCGAAGUCGCCCAACACAACAAGUCCGAUGACUGCUGGGUCAUUGUGCAUGGGAGGGCAUACGAUGUCACCGAAUUCCUACCCGAACACCCUGGAGGGACCAAGAUCAUUCUCAAAUAUGCGGGCAAAGAUGCGACUGAAGAGUUCGACCCGAUCCACCCCCCUGACACUCUUGAAAAGUACCUACCCAAAUCCAAACAUCUCGGCCCGGUAGACAUGUCGACGGUAGUCAAGGAGAAGCAUGAGGAAUCGCCAGAGGAACGGGAGCGAUUAAAGCGCAUUCAGGAGAUGCCCCUCCUCGAGCAGUGCUAUAACCUGCUCGACUUCGAAGCCGUCGCGCGGAGAGCGAUGAAGAAGACGGCGUGGGGGUACUACUCCAGCGCAGCCGACGACGAGAUUACACUCCGCGAAAACCACUCAGCCUUUCACCGCAUCUGGUUCCGCCCGCGCAUACUUAUCGACGUCGAGAAAGUCGACUUUUCCACCACCAUGCUCGGCACCCCCUGCUCCAUCCCCUUCUACGUGACCGCCACCGCGCUCGGAAAGCUCGGCCACGUCGAGGGCGAGGUAGUCCUCACGCGGUCCGCGCACAAGCACAACGUGGUCCAGAUGAUCCCGACCCUCGCCUCGUGCGCCUUCGACGAGAUCGUCGACGCCGCGGCGCCCGGCCAGGUCCAGUGGCUCCAGCUCUACGUCAACAAGGACCGGGCCAUCACGCAGCGCAUCGUGCAGCACGCCGAGAAGCGCGGCUGCAAGGGCCUGUUCAUCACCGUUGACGCGCCCCAGCUCGGCCGCCGCGAGAAGGACAUGCGUAUGAAGUUCACCGACCAGGGCAGCAACGUGCAGAGCGGCCAGGCCACCGACAACAGCCAGGGCGCCGCCCGCGCCAUCAGCAGCUUCAUCGACCCGUCCCUGAGCUGGGCCGACAUCCCCUGGUUCCGCUCCAUCACCAAGAUGCCCAUCGUGCUCAAGGGCGUGCAGCGCGUCGAGGACGUCGUCAAGGCCGCCGAGGCCGGCGUGCAGGGGGUGGUCCUAUCCAACCACGGCGGCCGGCAGCUCGAGUUCGCGCGGUCGGCGGUCGAGGUGCUGGCCGAGACGAUGCCCGUGCUGCGCGAGCUGGGGCUCGAGGACAAGAUCGAGAUCUACGUCGACGGCGGCGUGCGGCGCGCCACCGACAUCCUCAAGGCGCUCUGCCUGGGCGCCAAGGGCGUCGGCAUCGGCCGCCCCUUCCUGUACGCCAUGUCGGCCUACGGCCAGGACGGCGUCGACCGCGCCAUGCAGCUGCUCAAGGACGAGAUGGAGAUGGGCAUGCGCCUGAUCGGCGCGCGGUCCAUUGCCGAGCUGAACCCGAGCAUGGUCGACGCCCGCAGCCUGUUCAGCCACGCCUCGCCGCCGUCGGAUACCCUCGCCCAUGCGGUGUAUGACCCGCUCGUCAAUCCGUCCCAGAGGUUGUCCGUGACGGGGGAGAAGGCUGAGAAGGCGAAGUUGUAGAUCUAGGCGGGGAUUUGGGGAUACCUGUGUAUAGAAAGCGAUGUAUUACAUUCCGUCUUCCUUGGAUAGCUACUGUUGUAUAGAGAACGCGUUCAUUGUCAUUUCUCAAGGCUGAUUUACUCCCAAUACCCAGACAACUAAUAGCUUCCUGUUUCAGGGGAGAGGGGGAUUGUGGUAACCUUGUCGGUGAGAGCCUUGCACUUCUGAGGAAAUACUGUGUGAUGUAAUAAUAUUAGGGGCUGAGUUGACCCUGUGACUCGGUGUUUGUACAAACAUGGCCAACUUCUUUGAGAGUUGCACAAUGCAACACGUAGGAAUCUAUAUAAAGUACCCUAGACGAAGUAUUUCGAGACUCCAUGCCGCUUCGACUCUUAGCCGAAAAAGCAAGUGUAGGGUUGACUCUUCUCAGGCCUUCCUUUGACAA